UUCAAGAUGGUUGAGCCCUUCAAGUUAUCUGAGCCUACAGAGGCAGCUUUGGCUAAUGGACUAGCUGGGAUGACCGCCUCACUUUUCUCUCAGGCUGUGUUUGUCCCUAUUGAUGUGAUUAGUCAAAGAUUGAUGGUGCAAGGGUAUUCGGGCCAUGCAAAGUACAGCGGGGGGAUGGAUGUUGCUCGUAAGGUUAUAAAGUCAGAUGGCAUCCGGGGAUUGUAUAGAGGGUUUGGACUUUCUGUUAUGACUUACUCUCCAUCUAGCGCUGUAUGGUGGGCUAGUUAUGGUUCAAGCCAGCGCUUAAUCUGGAGUUUCUUAGGCCAUGGAAGUGGUUCUGAUGAAUCUGUUCCUGGUGUGGGGAAAAUAGUGUUGGUUCAAGCUGCUGGAGGAAUUGUUGCAGGUGCAACAGCAUCCUGCAUAACAACCCCAUUGGAUACCAUAAAGACUCGGUUACAGGUGAUGGGACACGAAAAGAGACCCACUGCAAGAGAAGUUGUUAAAGGCUUGAUAAGAGAUGAUGGCUGGAAAGGUUUCUACAGAGGGCUAGGUCCAAGAUUUUUCAGCAUGUCAGCCUGGGGCACGUCAAUGAUAUUGGCUUAUGAAUAUCUGAAGCGCUUGUGUGCAAAAGAUGAAUAGAGGUCAUUCUUCUUUCGGUCCACUUAGCAUGGAAUGAUAGGAAUUUCGUUCUGACGUGGGCUGGUAUUGAGCAUUUCUGAUGAAGGCUUUAGACUGGUAAAUUCAGAAUUGGGAUUAUGGACACUGAAGCCUUUGUCGUUAGUUUUGAUCGGGCGAUUGGUCCUGAUAUUAUUUGAUGCUUUUCUUACUAAAUUUUGGAGAAGUCCUCAAAUUCAUUUAGGAAUUUCUCUACUAGAUAGUAGUGAUAUCAUUCUUCGGGUAAUUGGAUUUACUUGAGCUGUAGGAAGUGCCAAUUUUUUGUUCUAUAGCAAGUGCACCGUCACCCCGAGCAAGGAAUUUGAACUUAUUAACACAGUUCUUUUUAUAAAAUUUGAUAUUUUGCUAUAUUUUCCCCUUUAGGUGUAAUUCUCAAUAAUUUAGUACACCAAAUUCAUUCACCAGAAAUGAUUGUAGUUGUAAAUGUACUUUUUUAUA
Messenger RNA from Prunus avium (sweet cherry), 1113 nucleotides. The record is from RefSeq and is a predicted model, not a curated record. NCBI's taxonomy places the organism in Eukaryota, Viridiplantae, Streptophyta, Magnoliopsida, Rosales, Rosaceae.